AAGAAGAAGAAGUCGUCCUCCAGUGGCGCUGUGGCGUAGUUAGAUUUUUUAUCACGCUCGAAGAAGAUACAGGAACAGUAGUGAAGUAUCAUUUGAAGCCUAGUAAAUUCCAACAUGUCGAUAUUUACACCUACUAACCAAAUUAGAUUAACGAAUGUCGCCGUUGUAAGGAUGAAGAAAGGAGGGAAACGAUUUGAAAUAGCGUGUUAUAAAAACAAAGUGAUGAGUUGGAGAUCUGGCGCUGAAAAAGACCUUGAUGAAGUACUGCAGACAAACACAGUGUUUGUAAAUGUGUCUAAGGGUCAAGUGGCAAAGAAAGAUGACCUGUCAGUUGCCUUUGGCACAGAAGACCUAACAGAAAUAUGCAAACAGAUUUUAGCUAAAGGAGAACUACAGGUAUCAGACAAGGAGCGACAGAGUCAGUUGGAGCAGAUGUUUCGGGACAUUGCAACUAUUGUGGCUGAAAAAUGUGUAAAUCCUGAGACCAAACGUCCCUACACAGUGAGCCUUAUAGAGAGAGCGAUGAAGGACAUUCACUACUCUGUUAAAGCAAACAAAAGCACCAAACAACAGGCACUCGAGGUUAUCAAGCAGCUGAAAGAAUCCAUUCAGAUUCAGAGAGCUCAUAUGCGGCUACGUUUCGUCCUGCCAGCCAAGGAUGGGAAGAGGCUCAAGGAAAAGUUUAAAACAUUAAUAAAGGUGGUGGAGAGUGAGGAUUUUGAUGAUCAGCUUGAGAUGGUGUGUUUGAUUGAUCCCGGCUGCUUCCGUGAGAUCGAUGAGCUCAUCCGCUGUGAAACUAAAGGGAAAGGAACACUGGAAGUGCUCAGUCUCAAAGAUGUGGAGGAAGGAGAUGAGCGAUUAGAAUAAAAUCAUAAUCCUCUCUAA
Molecule: messenger RNA, 885 nt
Organism: Misgurnus anguillicaudatus (oriental weatherfish)
Lineage: Eukaryota; Metazoa; Chordata; Actinopteri; Cypriniformes; Cobitidae
Source: RefSeq, a predicted model, not a curated record